Messenger RNA from Oncorhynchus nerka (sockeye salmon), 1473 nucleotides. RefSeq names its product membrane-bound transcription factor peptidase, site 2 (gene mbtps2). The transcript is spliced from 7 exons. Gene Ontology annotation, cellular component: cytoplasm; membrane. Gene Ontology annotation, biological process: regulation of response to endoplasmic reticulum stress; membrane protein intracellular domain proteolysis. The record is from RefSeq and is a predicted model, not a curated record. Lineage: Eukaryota; Metazoa; Chordata; Actinopteri; Salmoniformes; Salmonidae. Gene Ontology annotation, molecular function: protein binding; metalloendopeptidase activity. The coding region runs from base 1 to 933 and encodes 310 amino acids.
AUGGUAAUGGUGAUCCCUGGGGUGUGGCAUAACUUUGUGCUGUGUGUAGCAGCAUUGUGUUUCCUCUUCCUGUUGCCUGUCUUCCUGUUUCCUGUUUACUACACUGGGGCUGGAGCCCUCGUCACCGAGGUGGUGCAGGGCUCUCCUGCAGACGGUCCUAGAGGUCUGUCAAUAGGUGACAUGGUGACCGGGCUGGAGGAUUGUGAUGUCAGAACAGUAGAGGACUGGAACUCCUGUCUCACAAUCCACACUCACACGCCUCAGACUGGAUACUGUGUCCCAACACACACCCUGCAACCCAGCUGGGCCCAUGGUCGAGUCUACAGGAGGUUGGAUACUUCUAUAGAAUGCUGCAGUAACAACAGUCUGACUGAUCUUUGCUUCUCCUACACCAAACUACAGGAGAAGGAGUAUGCGUGUCUCCCGGCUCGUAAGAUGCUGUCUGGCAGCCGUGUGUGUCGCAGCAACGCAGACUGCCUCACACACACACAUCUUGACACAGACCCUGACACACACUCACCCAGUGUCUGUGUCACACCUUCACUGGAGAACCAGACCAGGUUGAUCCGUCUUACUCAUCCACCCAAUACACAGAUGCUGUUUGUGGGGUACCCUCCUCACCUCCAAUAUGCAGUCAGUCUGACCAACUUUGCUCCUCGCUUCGGCUUCCUGAACCUGGACCUACCUGUUGUCAUGGAGACCUUCUGCAAAUACGUUGUGUCCCUGUCUGGAGCGUUAGCCGUGGUCAACUCUGUUCCAUGCUUCGCUCUCGACGGCCAAUGGAUGCUCUCCGCUCUGCUGGAGGCCACGCUGGUCACUGUGGUUACAGAUCGGCAGCACCGGGAGCUGAUUGGCUUUUUCCUGUUGCUGGGAGGAAGUGCUCUGCUGGCUGCUAAUGUAGCGCUGGGGCUGUGGAUGGUUACUGCCCGGUAACGGUAACUAUGACUACAAACCACCACCAACGCCUCCAUGGCAACCAACGCCAAGAGACUAUCUCCCGGGGUGCUGUGCCGUGCCUCCGCACAAAGGCAUUGUGGGUCUCUUCCUGCUCCUCUCUGAGAGAAAGACUCCAGUUCCCAUCAGGCACUGCGGUGCACAUGGUGACUAAGGGAUGCUGGGGAAAUGUUGUGUUCAGCUGCACCUUCUCUACUCUCUGGAAUGUGUGUGUGUGUGUGGGUGUGUGUCGCGUCACACGCGCUGUGAGGUUUGUGUUUCUGUUUUCUAGGGAUUUCAUGAUACAUUGUUGUUUUAUCUAUUUGUCCCACCUCUGUCUGUCUGUCUCUCAAUUUAAUUUCAUUUGAGGGCUUUAUUGUCAUGGGAAACAUAUGUUUACAUUGCCAAAGCAAGUGAAAUGGAUAAUAAACAAUAAAUUGAACAGUAAACAUUACACUCACAGAAGUUGCAAAAGAAAGACAUUUAAAAUAUAUUGCUCUUUCCCAAUCUCUCUAUGUGAAAUAAAGAGGAAUAAUCUCA